This is a messenger RNA of Gymnogyps californianus (California condor), 4842 nucleotides long. It is a transcript of the gene MINPP1, whose product is annotated as multiple inositol-polyphosphate phosphatase 1. Lineage: Eukaryota; Metazoa; Chordata; Aves; Accipitriformes; Cathartidae. The coding region runs from base 1 to 1386 and encodes 461 amino acids. Gene Ontology annotation, molecular function: acid phosphatase activity; inositol phosphate phosphatase activity. The transcript has 5 exons. The record is from RefSeq and is a predicted model, not a curated record.
AUGGCGCCGACCCGUGCAGGCGCUGCUCUCCCCUCCGCCGCCCUCCUCCUCCUUGUGCCUCUGGCGGUGUCGAGCGCAGGGUUGAGCGGCUACUUCGGCACCAAGUCCCGCUACGAGGAGGUGAACCCGCACCUGGUGCGGGACCCGCUAUCGCUGGGUGCCGCCGCGGGCGGGUCGCGGCUACCCGCCUCCUGCGCGCCGCUGCAGCUCCGCGCCUUGCUCCGCCACGGCACCCGCUACCCCACGGCCGGGCAGAUCCGCCGCCUGGGUGAGCUGCACGCCCGCCUCCUCCGCCGCCCCGCAGCAGCAGCAGCAGCAGCCUGCCCCGCCGCCGCCGACCUGGCCGCUUGGCAGAUGUGGUACGAGGAGAGCCUCGACGGGCGGCUGGCGCCGCAGGGCCGGCGCGACAUGGAGCACCUGGCCCGCCGCUUGGCCGCCCGCUUCCCCGCCCUUUUCGCCGCCCGCCGCCGCCUGGUGCUGGCCAGCAGCUCCAAGCAUCGCUGCCUGCAGAGCGGCGCCGCGUUUCGCCGCGGGCUCGGGCCUUCCCUCAGCCUCGGCAGCGACGAGGUGGAGGUUGAAGUUAACGAUUCCUUGAUGCGGUUUUUUGAUCGCUGCGCCAAGUUUGUAGCCUUGGUGGAAGAGAACGACGCGGCGAUGUGCCAGGUGAAUGCCUUCAAAGAGGGGCCGGAGAUGAGGAAGGUCUUGGAGAAGGUCGCGAGUGCCUUGUGUUUGCCGGUGGAGGAGCUAAAUGCAGAUCUUGUUCAAGUGGCUUUUCUCACCUGCUCGUAUGAGCUGGCUAUAAAAAAUGUGACCUCCCCGUGGUGUUCACUCUUCAGUGAAGAAGAUGCCAAGGUCCUGGAAUACCUGAACGACCUGAAGCAAUACUGGAAGAGAGGAUAUGGCUAUGACAUCAAUAGUCGCUCCAGCUGCAUUUUAUUCCAAGAUAUCUUCCAGCAUUUGGACAAAGCGGUGGAAGAGAGCAAAAGUUCAAAACCCAUUUCUUCACCUUUGAUUGUACAAGUUGGACAUGCAGAGACACUUCAGCCACUGCUUGCCCUCAUGGGUUUCUUCAAAGAUGAUGAGCCCCUCAGGGCAAACAAUUACGCCAGACAAACGCAUCGGAAAUUUCGCAGUGGCCGGAUUGUGCCUUAUGCAGCCAACCUGGUAUUUGUGCUUUACCACUGUGAUCAAGUGAAAACCUCUAAAGAAGAGUAUCAAGUGCAGAUGCUGUUGAAUGAAAAACUGAUGUCGUUUCAUCACUCGAAUGAAACCAUCUCUACUUACGCGAACCUCAAGGACUAUUACAAGGACAUCCUGGAAAACUGUCACUUCAAACAGGAGUGUGAAUUACCAAAAGUUAAUAUUACUGCUAUUGACGAACUUUGAGGGAAUGAAACGGAGUGAGUGUUCUGCAAAUUGAUCUUGGUUCUGUUUGACAGAUGUUGUGAACAAGCACUUUUGAUUAUUUGCUGCUGCUGUGUUGACUUUCUAAACUUGCGGAUUUGAUGGGUUGUCUCAGUUAGCUCAGUGCACUGUUCAUUUAUUACAUAAGCAGAAUUACAAAAACAAAUGCUGUAACAAGGAUGUUGCUGAGCAUUUGUAACAAAUACGUGAUGCAAGAUGAAGCGUACCUGUAUGUUUUUAUGUACGAAUAAGUAAUUUCAUUGGUCAUUCCACUUAUAAUGUGGAUGUGUGCUGUAGAUGGAUUUAAGAGCUGGAGCAACUUCUGUUUUAUCAGAGCUGAAGGUGGUUGGACUGAUUCAGUAUUGCUUUGCGCUGCCUGUUUUGCUAGCUACUGUUUUCCUGUGGCAGGCAGGAAAUAAUUCAAACCUGCAAGCUUUUUUGCUCCUUUUCCUGAGCUUCUAGGAGGGAGAGCCUACAUAGUCCUUUUCCACAGCCGCCCAACUUCUGCCUGGACAGCACCAGGGGAACAUCUCUUUCUUGGUCAUUUAAAGCAGGAGGAGUUGCAGUGUUUGCCUGAAAAGGGUCCAGGACCUAAAAGUCUUAAAGUUAUCAUUGACCCAUCCCGCAUAGCAAGUUAGCCUCCAGGAUAAGUAAAUUAUCUUUACAAAGAAGAAAUAAAUAAAUAAAAAAGGAAAAAAUGAGGGAGUGGGAUGUAGCCGCUCUUCCUUUAAGGUGCUCUGGGAGAUGCAGCAGUUGUUCUCUAAGUGAUCUGGUGUGUCCUUUCACUUGACACCAUCAAUUUCUUGUGUUAAAGCUUUGGGCUAGGGCAUUCAGGUUAGGCUCUGCUACGGCUGUGAACGUCUUAGUCCUGUCCAGGUGCUGACAGUUUUCCUAGCAGCUCUGGUUGGAAGGGACGUCUGGAGGUCUCCAGUCCAGCCUCCUACUUGAAAUGGGAUUGUUGCUAACCUGAAAUCCAGGCAGGUUUUGGACUGUAAAAAGCAUCUGGCUGAGACUUGACUUCUGCUGGCUUGAAGGCACCAAACGUGGUGUCACUUACGUAGGCCCUAUACAUUUGAUGUGCCACCUUGUUCUUGAAGUGAAGCUGGUUUUAAAGAAAUUAAUUCCAUACAAGUACUGGCGAUCUUUUAAAGCAAUUGCACUUAAAGUAGGUUCACUUGCUACUGAAAGUUGGAAAGAAUUUGAGAGCUCUGCAGUGUGGCAGAAAAAGGAAAAAUGAAGAUAACUGUCCAGAAGUGUCUGAAAUACAGUAAGUCAGAUAAAAAUUCCUUCAUCGCCCAGAAGGGAAUGGCUGUGUGAACAAGUUGCCCCAAAGCAAAUGAGGGUGUGGAUUUAUGGUGCUGGUAGCUCUUGAAAUGUAUACUCACACCCUGUGAUGACUGUUCCAGAGCUCACCCCAUAAAGUGAGGCGUAGUUUGCUGUGUUUACUGGGGAGGGGGUGAAAGGUUGGUAUAACCCAUUACCACAGGGUGUCAGGUGCACUGUAAACAUUUGUACCCUCAUUUGCUACAGGGCAACUUCUUUUUGUAGGCUCACCGUCAGAACUGGGAACUAAACUGCUGCAAAAACAACAGCAGGAAAGAGAAAGCCAAACUGGCUCAAAGUUGAGGAGUUAAACUUAGUGUAUAAUAUUUUUAUUUUUCUUGAGGACUUAGGCUUCUGUCACUUUUUUUUUAAUAUGGCUUGUAUAAAAGCACUUAAGGCUUACAUAUCUGGAAGUUAAGGAGCAAUUGAAAACCUGUUUUUCACUGUUGUACUCCGAGUUAAGGGCUUUUCCCUGUGUUGGGAUGUAGGGCCCCGUUUCAUUUGUGCACCGAUUUCUGUGGAGACCAAGGUUCUGAUAGCUGAAGAUACUGAUUAAAACUGGUGGAUAUUUCAGCAUUAACAUCCCGGUGAAAUACUUGCCUGUGUUAGCUCUGCAGCGAUUUUUCUGAAACUGGUGAAACGGUUAGGGAGGAGUAUCGAUGCUGAAACAAAGGUAGGAAUAUAGGUCAGGAUAAUUGUCAGCCCCAGCAUAUGACUUUUACUGCUAUAUCAGCUUUGCAUGUCUCCUUUUUGUACAUGAUCUUACCUUGAGACUAAGUCAACUGAUCAUAAUUACUGUGACAGAUGCCUGUUAGGAACUUUAUUGCAACAUUUGAGCCAAGCUACAAAGAAAUGAACCUUUGUUUAAAGGCAGUUAAGUUUGGUAAAUAACAGACCCAAGAGUGAGAAAAUCCACCUUUGAACAAGUAUUUUUUCUGUGAGUCAGUAAUCCUGUGAUGAUUCAUGAUUUGAACAGAAGGGAUGAAAGCCUGACUAUUGGAGAUGAAUGGAGGAUUUCUGUUUGUCAGUUCAGUGAGACUUAUUUUAAGACAUCAUAUUUGUUAAAAGGUACAUCCUUCUUCCUCGUGGAGGAGAAAUACGUUGCGCUUGACUGCUUUUUGAUCAUGUGCCAGAUGAGGUGGAAGAACCAAAAAAUUCCUUCUACAGUUGAAGCAUCACUUGCUUCUGCAUUACCAAGUUGAUUAUAUGCUUAAAUUCUGUGCAAAGGGCUUCAAGGAUGACUCUUCAGAGGCUGUUUCGUAUUUUGCCUUGGAGUACAGGUCCAUCAUACCUCCAGCAUAACAGAUAUAUCUUCAGUGGCUGUCAGCAAUUAGCUGAAAAGGAAAAUGUGCUGUUUGCUUUCUGUAUUUAAAGGAUGCGCUGGCUCACUGCUGAGGCAGAAUUAGAGGCUGAAUUUGGAAACUUUGCAGAACUGUAGCAAUAGAAGUGCUUGGACAUGUAAAUAUUCUAGGCACUUGUUGAUGUGACUGAUUCUUACUAUUGGGGAGGUGACUUCAGUAUGAUCCUUUUAUUUAGUAAAUAUAUAAAUUUGUUUAUAUACUGAAAAGGAAAAGUAAAAUGGACCAAAUAUUUCCAUAAAGUUGGGCAUUAGCUCAGUGAGCGGUAUUUGGACAGGCUGCCAUAUGUCAUGGCAUUGCAGAUUACCACAUCCUGGAAAAGUCCUGUAAGAAAAACUGUCCUGCUUUCUCUUCCUUCCUGUGGCUCUGGACAAAACACCUCAUCUCAGUCAUCCGUUGAGGACUUCGUUUGCAACCUUUCUCAAACUGGAGGCUUUCAUUGAUGAAAAAUACCAACCAAGUGUUCUUGGAUGCUGGCCUUAAAUACAUUUGAAAUGUAUUUUAUUUUGUUAAAUGUCUAAAACUUAACUAAUCUUUCCGGCAGAUUCAUUUGUUCCUCCUAAUAAGUACUGCUGCUGUAAUUCUGGUUAGCAUCGAGCUGUCAAAUCACUGGACACAAUGUGAAUUUGUAAUAAUAUGGUACUAACUGGAUGAAUUUUGAGAACUUGUUUUGGAUUUUUAGUGCUGUGAAAUAAAACUGCACACUUUCUUCAUCUCUGUUUUAUGAGCAGUAAUAAUGACACGAUCUUUACUGUCA